CCCGUGUACACACACGCACGCUGACCACACGCAGAUCCAAAGCAAGAGUUCAAACAACAUCUUAGCGUUUUCUACCAGCUCUCCAUCAGCAUACAAAGGAGGAAGAAGCGGGCACCUCCAAAGUAGUGAUGGCUCUCCAGAAGACCCUUUCAUUGCUUCUGCUCUUGCUGCUGACCCUGCUGGGGCUGGUGCAGCCCUCCUAUGGCCAGAAUCGCAUGUACCAACGAUUCCUGCGACAACAUGUGGACCCUUUGGCGACAGGUGGCGAUGACAGCUACUGCAACUUGAUGAUGCAUAGACGGAAGAUGACUGGGUUUCAUUGCAAGCAAUUCAAUACCUUCAUCCAUGAAGACAUCUGGAGCAUUCGUAGUAUCUGCAGCACCACCAAUAUCCAGUGCAAGAACGGCAAGAUGAACUGCCAUGAGGGUGUAGUGAACGUCACAGACUGCAAAGAGACAGGAAAUUCCAGGGCCCCCAACUGCAGAUAUCGGUCCAUGGCCAGCACUAGGCGUAUUGUCAUAGCCUGUGAGGGUAACCCACCGAUGCCUGUGCACUUUGACAGAUAGAUGCUACCUUGCAGGGGAUAUGGCCCCGUGGUUGACCUUUAAUUUGCUUCUUGAAUAGCAAUGAGUAAUACAUUUAAGCUCUCCCAGGCUCUGUCUCCUCUGCUUAUGUCUACUUGUUUAUCUCUGUAUAAUCCAUUCUGUUAAAUGCAUCAAAGAGAAAUGGAGACAUAAACCUAUAAUGGGACUGGGCUCUUCUGUAAUAAACAUUUCAGUAAACUCUUCUGCUUCCUUUAAUAAUACUGGUCAGCUUAGCUCUCUCAGAUCCUAUCCUCUGUAAUUUAGUCAUUAUAUUUUUAUAGCAUUUUAAGUAUUUCAAGGUACUUUCAUCUCAGUUAUCUCAUUUUAAUACCACAGCACCCCUGUGAUGCUGAUGUUGUUAUAUAUAGGAGCCCAAAGUUAAGGGAUUUGCUAAAGACCAUGAAGUUAAUGGAAAAAUGGAGCACAAAAUCCACUUCAACUGGUUAUUAAUCUAGAGCUUUUUUUUUUUUU
This is a messenger RNA of Molossus molossus (Pallas's mastiff bat), 1055 nucleotides long. It is a transcript of the gene RNASE4, whose product is annotated as ribonuclease A family member 4. Bases 129 to 566 code for a protein of 145 amino acids. The record is from RefSeq and is a predicted model, not a curated record. Lineage: Eukaryota; Metazoa; Chordata; Mammalia; Chiroptera; Molossidae. The transcript has 2 exons. Gene Ontology annotation, molecular function: nucleic acid binding; RNA nuclease activity.